Molecule: messenger RNA, 1569 nt
Organism: Haemorhous mexicanus (house finch)
Lineage: Eukaryota; Metazoa; Chordata; Aves; Passeriformes; Fringillidae
Gene: CCDC124
Product: coiled-coil domain containing 124
Exons: 5
Coding region: 616-1281 (221 amino acids)
Biological process (GO): transcription by RNA polymerase II
Cellular component (GO): nucleus
Molecular function (GO): transcription coactivator activity
Source: RefSeq, a predicted model, not a curated record
GAGGGGAGGCCUGGAGCGGCGGGCCAGGCCCGGGGGUCCCUUUUUGCCGCCCCUCCGGUGAGGCCCUGCCCCGGUGCCGCUCCUGGGCAGGCUCGGAGGGCGGGAGAAGGGAAUUUAGGCAAGGUGAAAAUGCAGGAAAAAGGAUUUUAGGAUGGAUCCGAGGAUGUUCCAGGUAGGAGAAAGGAUUGAGUCCAUCCCAGGCCUUGAGUCCAUUCCCAAACCUCGGGAAUGGAGCAGUGGUUUAUUUUCAAUUUAUUUUAAUUCAUCAUUAUCUGCCAUUAAAAUCAAAGGUUCCUCCCCAGACCUCCCAAAGCUGUGAUUUCCCCCGUGUCUGGUUGAUUCGAGAGCUCCUGUUUUCCUUGGAUUUGGCUUUUCCCAGCGUGGAUAACAAUCCCAACCCCUUUUUUGGGCUGAUAAAUCCAAAUUCAAGGAGUUUCUCCCCUCCCUCUGGAUCCCCUGGAUCGGGAUAGAGAUUUCCGAGGGCGCAAACUCCCAACUCUGCCCGCCUGACCUCAAACCUCAAUCCCCAUAAAACAAAAAAAAAAAACCCCAAAAAACCGACUCCAGAUCCUGGAAGAACCCCAAUUUCUCCCGGUUUCCCAGAGGGUUUGAGGGAUGCCCAAGAAAUUCCAGGGGGAGAACAGCAAGUCGGCGGCGGCGCGCGCCCGCAGGGCCGAGGCCAAGGCGGCGGCGGAGGCGCGGCGGCAGCAGGAGCUGGAGGAUGAGCUCUGGAAGGACGAGGACAAACAUGUCCUGAGGAAGGAGCAGAGGAAGGAGGAGCGGGAGAAGCGGCGCCUGGAGCAGCUGGAGCGCCGCAAGGAGCUGCAGCGGCUGCUGGAGGAGGAGGACUCCAAGCUCAAGGGGAAGAGCCCCAGGCAGGGAAAUCCCGGGAAAAUCACCCGGGCCCAGAUCGAGGAGAACGUCCGCAAGGAGCAGCAGCAGAGGGAACACACGGAUGCAGGGGAGAAGGAGAAAUCGCACCUGGAGCUGCCGCUGGAGGAGAACCUGAACCGGAGGCUGCCUGAGGAGGGCGCUGUGGAGGCGCGCAGCAUCGAGGACGCCAUCGCCGCCCUCAGCGUGUCCCAGCCCCUGGAGCGCCACCCCGAGCGCCGGCUCCGCGCCGCCUUCGCCGCCUUCGAGGAGCUGCAGCUGCCGCGCCUGCGGCGGGACAACCCCAACAUGCGGCUGAGCCAGCUGCGCCAGCUGCUCAAGAAGGAGUGGAUGAGGUCCCCCGAGAACCCCCUGAACCAGCGCCACAAACCCUACAACAGCCACCAAUAGCCCCGGCCUCCCGGACUGCCGUCCUCGCCAGGACCCUCCCCCGCCUCCCCGUGGGGGUUUUUGGGGUUUUUUGGGGUUUUUGGGAUUUUUCCCUCUCUCUCUCGCCCUGGAUUUGGGGUGAGCUCGAGGUCGGACUGAUGGCGCCUUCUCCUUGCUGAGGUUCCUGAGGAGGAGUGGCUCUCAGGCUCCCAGGCUGCCCUGGGUGUUCCCUGCUUGGAGUUCUGGGGUUGUGGCGUGGAAAAUGCUCCUGGGGAGUGACCCCGAAGAGAUUCCGGAUCCUGGAUCUGC